AGGCCGUGCCCCGGCGUUGCGGGAGGGGCGCGCAGCCAGCGGAGGAAGUUUGGAUCCUCCGGCACGCCGUAGGCGCAGCGCCGCCACCUUCCGCGCUUUAGCCGGGGCGCGGCGGUGAGAAACCGUCCCCGUUGGGAGCGGCGGUUUUUUUUUGUUUUGUUUUCCCUUCGUCACCGGUGCGCUCGGGAGCAGGCGGAGACAUGGCGGCUGCCCCCGGCGCUGCGCGGAGCCGGUUCGCGGUGGUGGGCGGAGGGAUCGCAGGAGUCACCUGCGCGGAGAAGGUAAAGAAAUGCAAUAACAGUGAUACUGAAUGAAAGUUUUGAACAACCGUUAAAUCUUAAUAAGAGCGCAGAGCUGGCUGCGGAAUUCCCAUCAGAAGACAUUUUUUUACUGACAGCUUCUCCACUUAUAAAAGCUGUAACGAAUUUCAAAAAGGUCUCCAAAACACUUGAGGAAUUUGAUGUAGAAGAGCAACCAAGUUCUCUAUUAGAAAAUCGAUAUCCCAAUAUUAAAGUUAUACAGUCUGGAGUAAAACAAUUGAAGAGUGAUGAACAUAAAAUUUUCACUGAAGAUGGGAAAGAAUAUACAUAUGAAAAACUUUGCCUGUGUGCUGGAGCAAAACCCAAAUUAAUUUUUGAAGGAAACCCGUAUGUAUUAGGAAUCCGGGAUACUGACAGUGCACAGGCUUUUCAGAAGAAUUUGGCUCAAGCGGAGAGAAUAGUAGUGGUAGGAAAUGGUGGGAUUGCACUUGAAUUAGUGUAUGAAAUUCAAGGCUGUGAAGUAAUCUGGGCUAUCAAAGACAAAGCCAUUGGGAACACUUUUUUUGAUGCAGGAGCAGCUGAAUUUCUCAUUCCAAAGUUAACUGCUGAAAAACGAGAGACUCCACUUGAAUGUAAAAGAACCAAGUACACAAUGGAAGAAAGCAAGGAAAAAGACAGACACGUAGCAGCAUCUGACAAACCGGGCAGUGCGUUAGGCCCUGAUUGGCAUGAGGGCUUACAUCUUAAAGGAACUAAAGAGUUUUCUCAUAAAGUACAUAUUGAAAUACUGUGCGAAGUAAAGAAAAUACACUCACAGCAAGAAUUCAUACAGCUGCAACGGACCUCUUUGACUUUUCCUAAGGAAGAGGAAAAUGCAGAACCAGAUGGUGUGCUAUGGCCUGUAUAUGUGGAAUUAACUAAUGGAAAAAUCUAUGGAUGCGAUUUUAUUGUCAGUGCAACGGGAGUUGUGCCAAACAUUAAACCAUUUAUUGAUGGUAAUAAUUUUGCUGUAGGUGAAGAUGGAGGUCUGAAAGUAGAUAAACACAUGCACACAUCCCUGCCAGAUAUAUAUGCCGCUGGAGAUAUCUGCACAGCAUCAUGGGAACCUAGUCCUGUGUGGCAUCAGAUGAGACUGUGGACUCAAGCUAGGCAGAUGGGAUGGUAUGCAGCAAAGUGCAUGGCAGCUGAUACUUUAGGGGAACCUAUUGAUAUGGAUUUCAGCUUUGAACUAUUUGCUCAUGUUACAAAAUUUUUCAAUUAUAAGGUGGUGGUUUUGGGAAAAUACAACGCUCAAGGCUUGGGUUUAGACCAUGAACUGAUGCUGAGAUGUACCAAGGGACAAGAGUAUGUUAAAGUAGUGAUGCAGAAUGGCCGAAUGAUGGGAGCUGUGCUGAUUGGUGAAACAGACUUGGAAGAAACUUUUGAAAACUUAAUUUUAAAUCAAAUGGAUCUUUCAGCCUAUGGUGAAGAUCUCUUGAAUCCAGAUAUUGAUAUAGAAGAUUAUUUUGAUUGAACAAAACCCCUCUUCCAUUUUGUAUUGAGUUCUAUAAAACCAUUUCCUCAGGAUUACCAGAAAUGAGAGAGAAAUGCAGUCCUGUAUGAAGAUUUUGUGUUGAUCUUGUCAAAAUACUGACCGGUGAAUUAAAUUAAUAUGCGUGGAAAUGCAGCAACAAAAGCAAGUUGGUUGGUGUUGGCAGAGACUUUUCAUCUGGAUUAGAUGAACAAAUAGCAGUCUUAAAAAGUGGGCUUCACUAUGCUGCUAAGAUAGCAGUGUGUUCAGUUGAAUCUGAAGGAACCUACACUUUUUAAAAGUAAACUUAUGGAAAGACUGAACACAUUUAUUUCUGAAGUAAAUGUAUUUUCUACUCAGCUAUGUACAGAACACAAACUUUGAAUGAAGGCCAGAAUGAGAUGUCACUGAGGCUGUUCUUUGAUUCUGUGUUGUCUCAGUGUGGAACAGACUAACACACAGGCUUUGCUCCUCUACUAUCACUGUCUACUUACUGUAUGAAAAUGAGCCUUCUAUUAUUAUGAAGCUCUUCCUUUUAUAUAAAUAGAUGUAAAUAUUACAAUGGCAAUAGUGUUCUAGCAACUUCUUGAAAUAAAUGUGAGAGAAGGGAGGUCAUGUGGUUCUUGGUUGAUAUUAGACUCUACUGAGUUAAUAAGGGUAAUUUCUUGCUUACUGAAUUUAUCCCAACAGCAUUUUACAGUGCUGGAUGUAGCAGUUCAGUAUACGUAAUCUUCUAGUUUAGGAGAAAUUAAGAGGCGAAAUCUAUAGCCCUGAGGGGCAAGGAAAGGACCAUGCACUCUUUUUUGUAUUAUCAUGUGGUUCAAAAUUUCUUUUUCAAUAAAUAGCAUUCCUAUGA
This is a messenger RNA of Columba livia (rock pigeon), 2626 nucleotides long. RefSeq names its product pyridine nucleotide-disulphide oxidoreductase domain 1 (gene PYROXD1). Bases 913 to 1773 code for a protein of 286 amino acids. The transcript is spliced from 13 exons. Gene Ontology annotation, molecular function: oxidoreductase activity; flavin adenine dinucleotide binding. NCBI's taxonomy places the organism in Eukaryota, Metazoa, Chordata, Aves, Columbiformes, Columbidae. The record is from RefSeq and is a predicted model, not a curated record.